Molecule: messenger RNA, 15885 nt
Organism: Symphalangus syndactylus (siamang)
Lineage: Eukaryota; Metazoa; Chordata; Mammalia; Primates; Hylobatidae
Gene: SDCCAG8
Product: SHH signaling and ciliogenesis regulator SDCCAG8
Biological process (GO): centrosome cycle; neuron migration; establishment of cell polarity
Cellular component (GO): centriole; centrosome
Source: RefSeq, a predicted model, not a curated record
CUGCGCAGGCGUGCCCCGAAAGACCAGCUUGAACAAUGAAGAGGACCUCGGCGUUAGGUGGGACCGCAACCAACAAGGACUACAGUUCCCAGCGGGCAGAGCGCCAACUCCAAGUGGAGGUUGUUCUUGUAGAACGUGCCGGUAGAAGCAUUCACCAACUGAAAUGUGCCCUGAAAGAAGGUGAUGUCACUAUUGGAGAAGAUGCACCAAAUCUUUCUUUUAGCACCAGUGUGGGAAACGAGGAUGCCAGGACAGCCUGGCCCGAAUUACAACAGAGCCAUGCUGUUAAUCAGCUCAAAGAUUUGUUGCGCCAACAAGCAGAUAAGGAAAGUGAAGUAUCUCCGUCGAGAAGAAGAAAAAUGUCCCCGUUGAGGUCAUUAGAACACGAGGAAACCAAUAUGCCUACUAUGCACGACCUUGUUCCUAUUAUUAAUGACCAGUCUCAAUAUAUUCAUCAUUUAGAGGCAGAAGUUAAGUUCUGCAAGGAAGAACUCUCUGGAAUGAAAAAUAAAAUACAAGUAGUUGUGCUUGAAAACGAAAGGCUCCAGCAAAAGCUGAAAUCUCAAAGACAAGAAGAGACACUGAGGGAACAAACACUUCUGGAUGCAUCCGGAAACAUGCAGAAUUCUUGGAUUACAACAGGUGAAGAUUCUGGGGUGGGCGAAACUUCCAAAAGACCAUUUUCCCAUGACAAUGCAGAUAUUGGCAAAGCUGCAUCUGCUGGUGAGCAGCUAGAACUGGAGAAGCUAAAACUUUUUUAUGAGGAAAAGUGUGAAUAUCAGGAAUCCCAAUUGAAGUUUUUGAGGAACGACUUAGCUGAAUAUCAGAAAACUUGUGAAGGUCUUAAAGAGCAACUAAAGCAUAAAGAAUUUCUUCUGGCUGCUAAUACUGGUAACCGUGUUGGUGGUCUUUGCUUGAAAUGUGCUCAGCACGAAGCUGUUCUUUCCCAAACCCAUACUAACGUUCACAUGCAGACCAUCGAAAGACUGGUUAAAGAAAGAGAUGACUUGAUGUCUGCACUAGUUUCCGUAAGGAGCAGCUUGGCAGAUACGCAGCAAAGAGAAGCAAGUGCUUAUGAACAGGUGAAACAACUUUUGCAAAUAUCGGAGGAAGCCGAUUUUGAAAAAACCAAGGCUUUAAUCCAGUGUGACCAGUUGAGGAAGGAGCUGGAGAGGCAGGCGGAGCGACUUGAAAAAGAACUUGCAUCUCAGCAAGAGAAAAGGGCCAUUGAGAAAGACAUGAUGAAAAAAGAAAUAACGAAAGAAAGGGAGUACAUGGAAUCAAAGAUGCUGAUCUUGUCUCAGAAUAUUGCCCAACUGGAGGCCCAGCUGGAAAAGGUUACAAAGGAAAAGAUUUCAGCUAUUAACCAACUAGAGGAAAUUCAAAGCCAGCUUGCUUCUCGGGAAAUGGAUGUCACAAAGGUGUGUGGAGAAAUGCGCUAUCAGCUGAAUAAAACCAACAUGGAGAAGGAUGAGGCAGAAAAGGAGCACAGAGAGUUCAGAGCAAAAACUAACAGGGAUCUUGAAAUUAAAGAUCAGGAAAUAGAGAAAUUGAGAAUAGAACUGGGUGAAAGCAAACAACACUUGGAACAGGCGCAGCAGAAGGCAGCCCGGGCCAGAGAGGAGUGCCUGAGACUAACAGAACUGCUGGGCGAAUCUGAGCACCAACUGCACCUCACCAGACAGGAAAAAGAUAGCAUUCAGCAGAGCUUUAGCAAGGAAGCAAAGGCCCAAGCCCUUCAGGCCCAGCAAAGAGAGCAGGAGCUGACACAGAAGAUACAGCAAAUGGAGGCCCAGCAUGACAAAACUGAAAAUGAGCAGUAUUUGUUGCUGACCUCCCAGAAUACAUUUUUGACAAAGUUAAAGGAAGAAUGCUGUACAUUAGCCAAGAAACUGGAACAAAUCUCUCAAAAAACCAGAUCUGAAAUAGCUCAACUCAGUCAAGAAAAAAGGUAUACAUAUGAUAAGUUGGGAAAGUUACAGAGAAGAAAUGAAGAAUUGGAGAAACAGUGUGUCCAGCAUGGGAGAGUACAUGAGACAAUGAAGCAAAGGAAACGUUGAGGUUGGCAAAGGAACUGAAAGAAAGCACCUUGAGAAAUCAGUGGAAACUGAAGCGCACAUGCUGAUGCGUGCCGGAGGACGGAGAUGCCUCAGGAAAGAGGAAGUGCUCCACCAGAGAAGCCUGGUGAUUACAGAAGACUGAAAACGGUGCGGUCAUCACUGGUUACCUGAACCAAAGCAAGUUUAGUAGAAGAGUGAGUGCAGAAACAAGAAGAGAGUGGACUGAAAAGUUAGCAAACGUAAACCACUUGUUCAGGAAAUUUGGCUACAAGGGAAAGUGAGAAGUAAGAGAGACACCGGUGGUGGGAAUGUAUUGGGAGGGGCAUUUUGGAGCAAGGAAUAUUUUGUUUUAAGUUGGAGUAGAUGUGAGUACCUUAAAUUUUGAUUGUAAAGAUCAUUCAGGUUGUAAAAAUGAAGAAAGUUAAAUUUUCAACUGGUGGUUUGGAACCCCUGGUGUCCACAAAGGCAGUCCAGGGAAUUCAUGUUAAAGAUGGCAGUGCCAUUUUUUUUUCCUGUUUUUAUUUUAAAGUAAGUAUCAAUUCACAUAUUUCUCCCUAGAAAAUAAGAGCUGUGUGAAAAUCCCCCAGUGUAUAGAGUGGACAAGCCCCAGAGCCAGCGGAGCACUGCUGAGCACCUGUGUCCUCUCAUCUGGGCGUUCACUGUCACCAACUCCCAGUAAUCCCGGGUGUUUCGUCAAUUACACAGUUUUACGGGAGUUUUUUCCCCCUUUUGUACAGUAAUAUAUUGUUUAAAUUAUAUCCAUAAAAACCAUUGUCUAAAGACAUACAGCUUCUGAUCAAAGUGUAACAAUCUAGUAAUGAGUUUAGAAUAGGUAAUUCUUCUAUAAACUAGAUUCAGGAUGAUCUUUACCAAAUCCAUAAGUUCUAUGUUUGUCAUAGAAAUUUGAUUCUUCAAAAGCCAGUGUUAAAAAUACAAAAUAUAAUAUUGAUUUGUAUCUAAUUUGACAUGUUAAUUUGGGGAAUUAACACUAUUUACUAUUUUCAGAAAAGUGCUUGAAAACAGAAGCCUGAAAUCUUAAUCUUUAUCUCAUAAUUUAAAAACAAAAAGAGUCCUUUGCAGGAACAUGAAUGGAGCUGGAAGCUAUUAUUCUUCAAACUAGUUCAGGAACAAAAAACCAGAUACCGUAUGUUCUCAUUGUAAGUGGGAGCUAAAUGAUGAGAACACAUGGAUACUUAGAGGGGAACAGAAGACACAGGGGCCUGCCGGAGGGGAGGAGGUGGAAGAAGGGAGAGGAUCAGGACAAAUAACUAAUGGGUACUCAGCUUAAUAUUAGGGUGACAGUUAUAAUCUCUUCACAAUCUCCCAUGACACAAGUUUACCUAUAUAACAUACCUGGACAUAUACCCCUGAACUUAAAAGUUUAAAAAAAUGGGAAAAUUAAAAGAAAGAGAGAAAGCUGUAAUAGUAGCAGUUGAAUUUUAUAUUCAAAAAACAAACAUUUCAAAACAAAUCAUGAAAUUGUUUUUAUUUGCUAUUGAUUUUAUAACAUGGGUUUAAUUUCAAAUCUAUGUUUUUUAGAGUAUCUUUUGGUGUGAAGACACGUUAUUAGCCAAUGGUGCCUUUUUCUUUCAUAAUUAAUUCACUGUGGAUUUAAUUUAUAUAAAUGAAAUAGUGGCAUUAUUUAUUGCACGGGAAAAUUAAAAUUUUAUGUUACAAAGUUCAAACUUAUGCUUAUUUUAAAUGAAAUGCUUUUACUUAAAAAGUUCCUCUUUAUUAUAUAUAAUAAUUAGAUGAUUUAAUAAAUUCCAUGUGUUUCUGUGAAGGGGGUUUGAGAGUCAAAAGAAAUUUGGAGAUGCUGAGGUAGACAAAGUGCGGCGUAUAAGGUUCCUGAGAAGAGAGGUGGGUGGGGAUACCAAGCACUGAGCAGAAAAUGAUAGUGAACUGGGCAAAGAGUCACCUCCUCCGUUGCCAUCGCAGCAGCUGCAGCAGAAGAGGUUAUAUGAGCUGAUAAAUGCAGGCUUAUGGAUACGGUGCUGGAAAGGUAACCUGAGGCCAGACUUAGUUUAUUCUGUGUUUAUUGGGCAUCUGUUUUGUACCAGUCACUGUGCUAGGUCUGGAGACACAAAGAUGUAAAAGAUAUACUCUGCCUCGGAGAAUUGCGUGAACUCAGAGGGCGGAGGUUGCAGCGAGCCGAGAUCGCGCCACUGCACUCCAGCCUGGGCAACAGAGUGCGACUCUGUCUCAAAAAAAAAAAAAAAAAAAAGAUAUACUCGACCUCACUCUCGUGACUGCAGACUUCCUCUCUGUUUGGGCUGGCCUAAGUAUUGUAAUCCUGCAGUGCAGAGUAGCCAUGGCAGCACCUGCCAUCUCCUGGGAGGUCACUCCUGGCUGCUCCCAUGCCUCCAGAAACCCAGAUGCAAGAAGAAAGUCUCUCCUGAGGAAGCAGCCUCCCUUGGCAGGCUAGACUGGAGCUGGCUGCCCUUAAAGUGUUUAUUUGUUUAAGUCUCCUGUUCUCUCUGUUUUAUAUAAACCUAAAGGUCUGUUAUUGAGAUUUGGGGUGGAUGGUCAAAAACUUCCACUGCCCCUGGGGAAAUGUCUUGAGUUGUUCAUCCUUUGCUUAGAAAAGUGAUCAAGGUGUAGACCCAAGCUCCCUGGGUAGUGAUGACCAGAAGACUCACCCUGAGUUAUAGGUGUGUUUGUCAAUUCUUAUGGACAGUUUCAAAAUCUAUUAAGUAAAAAAUUUAAAAGUACUGAAAUUUGGUUUUUGUAAGCCAAAACAACUUACUGAGAAUGCUAAUGCGGUAUUCUACUGGCCGCCUCCACACCCGGCAGAGCUUGUGCGAUGUAACAUAAGCGCUGCUAGUUUGACUUUUGAUGAUUUGGGGGAAGGAUUCUAAUUAUUACUAGGUUAUCAGCAUUGUUCUGAGGUCAUCUUUGCUUUCAAAUGCUGCUCUUCUUGCUUUUAAUUAUAAAUUGCUGUUAAUUUAGCUUCAUCACAAUAAUUUAGUUUGUUUGGGAUUGUUUUGUUAACCCCCUAUGGUGCAGUAUUGCGUACUUGCAUCAGCGGUAUAAUGGUUUCCCAAUAACUACGUUUUAAGUCCCGUAUGACUUGUAAUUCAGAAAUGAAUCACCCAUCAUCUCUUUUGCUAAAGCAGAUAUAUGAUCCCCACCUCCUGCCACCACCUCAGCAAUUUGCUGUAGAGAGGCACUCCUUUGAUUUGCUGCUUGCAAAUCUUUGUUUUUAAAUAACUGAUAACAUGCUAUUAAGAGCAAAUUAACAAAAUUAGAUUUAUAUGUCAUUAUUUUAUAACAAAAUUAUCUUAUGAAGAAAUGGUAAGAGAUGUAUAUGUUGCUAGAAAAGAAUCUUAUUCCAUCUUGUUUGUUUUGAAAUGUUUCUGUUAUCCCUAGAGUUUGUUUCACUGGACCAUUGACAUGUUGGGAUUAGGGAGGCUGUCUCUUCUGAGGGGUCUAACAACAGACAAUCAAAUACUAGCAAUCACAUAGAAAAGUUGAUCCUUUUUCACAUUAUUCAAAAAUUAUAAGCCAAUUGGGGUUCAAACAGUCCCUUUAUAAUAAGCCAGUUGUAUGCAUUGAGAACUCCCUGAGAGGACUGGAAGACACAUUUGUUUAUAUUGUAGUGGGAAGGCCAGAUCAGACUGCUGCCCUCCCAAUAAGCUGGGAGCUUUGCCGCUCUAGAGUGGGAGUUAGAAUUUUGAUCUGGGAAUGGAUAAUGAGUUAUUUAAAGCAGGCUGUGCAGCUACCUUAGCUGGGACAAGACAGCUGCCAUAACUGAUUACCGGGGAGAACAUUAAAUGGGAAAAGGAGGCAACAAAACAAAGUUGGGACAAUGCCAAAGAAAUGAUAAGUUACACUUUUGCCUAGGAUAGGCCCACUACCCGGGAAAAAGAAAAAGACACCCUUUGAUUUAUUCAUCAAAUAUUUACUGAGUGCUUAUACACUGCUGAUGUGCUUGGAAUACAUCAAAGGACACGUAGACAGCCUUGUCCUUAUGGAACUUACAUGCUUUGAGCUACCUUCAAGAUCUAGUCCUUUGUUUUUAAGACCAAAAGCCAAAAGUAGAGAGAUAGUAUGCAUCGUACUUAACAGCAUCCUUCCUAAAACCAAGUUCCCCGGGCUUUCCUCAGUUUACUUCUUUGUAGCUGCUUUGUAGCUCCAUGAGCUAAUUCCUUAAUCUUAAACUUCAUCUUCCUCACUUUCUUGAUCUCCAAAAUGCUACCUUGUAGGGUUCUGAAAAUUGCCUAAAAUAAUCCACAAAAAGGUCUUUAGAAUAGUUCCUGGCACAAUGUUAGUGCUUAACAAAUGUUUCACAUUGCUGUUCAUUCAUAUCCUUCAUUCAGCAUAUUUAUUAGGCCCUUAAUACAUGCUGAGCUCUGUUCCGGAUUCUGGGAUUGCAGCAGGAACUUCAGAGACUUAGAUUCUAAAUGGUUGUUUAUUUAUAUUAUAGGUUAAAUUGACUCUUGUGAGUUAGUCUGUGAACCAAAAUACCAUGUUUACAUAAUGUUAUUUCUAAGGCAAAAUGCCUUUUGAAUUUUCAACAACUGAUUUAUGGAACGACAUUUUGGACCACAACUUGGGAUAUGCCUAUGAUGUUCUAAGUGUUUGUGAACAUGUGAAUGUGUGUGUGUGUGUGUGUGUGUCCUCUAUUCAGUGGUGAACAUUUUCAGUAUGAUCCCCAAAUAAAAUUUCAAGAGGGAUACAUCUAUCUAGUUGCUUUUUUAAAAUUGUAUUUUCAGCAUGGUUAGGAAUAAGGAACGCUCUAAAAAAAUUUUUUUACGCAAGUUUUAGGUUCACAGCAAAAUUGAAAGGAAGGUACAAAGACUUCCCAUAUACCCCAUACAUGCAUAGCCUCCCCCAUUAUCAGUAUCCCCCACCAGAGUGGUAUAAUUGUUACAAUUGAUAAGCCUUCAUUGGGACAUCAUAAUCACCCAAAGGCCAUAGUUUACGUUAGGGUUCAGCCUUGGUUUUGUACAUUCUAUGGUUUUGGACAAACACAUGAUAUAUAUCUACCAUUGAACAUGCUCUGCAUGAUAUUGUAUCAUGUUUAUCAACUUUUUUUUUUUUUUUUUGAGCAGUGGCAAGGUUUAUUGUGAAGAACAAAAGAACAAAGCUUCCACAGCAUGGAAGGGGUCCCGAGCGGGUUACCCCAACUUUUUUUCAUGGGUCAUACCUUUGGUGUUGUAGCUAUUGUCCUACCUGUGGUCACCUAGAUUUUCUCCUAUGUUACUUUCUAUAAAUUUUAUAGUUUUGUGUUUUAUAGUUAAAUCUGUGGUCCAUUUCAAGUUAUGUUUUGUGAAGGGUGUAAAGUCUGUGUCUAGAUUCAUUCUUUUUUUUGCAUAUGGAUCUCUAGUUGUUUUAGCACUAUUUAUUAAAUACUCUAUCUUUGCUCUAUUGUACUACUUUCGCUGUUUGUCAAAGAUCAGUUAACUACAUUUAUCUGAGAGGAACACUCUUUUUAAAUUCCCAGUUGUAACUCCAUUAAGUCUUUAGGAACAGAAAAACAAAAGGCUAACAGAGUUUAACUUCUACUCCUGGGAGAGAAAAAUGUAUAUUAUUACUAGGAAAUAACUAAUGCCUGUUUGGAGGCAAAAAUUCUGACAAAGCAUCUAUAACCUGCCAAUUUUAAUAUUUUUAUAAUGUUUAUUAUUUUUGCUUUUUUACAAUUAACUCUGGAUAAUACAAAAAUAUUCAAUUAAUAAUAAUUGCUAUACACAUGUUAGCAUUGUACAAAGAACCACAAGAGGCUAUGAGUAUUAAACAUCUAUCUUUAGAAAGGUCUUUUGCCAAAAAGACAGAAUAGGUAAAUUUCUAUUCUUAUAUUAGAGGAGAAAAAAGGUGCAUUUCAGUGCUGAAAGUCCCUGAAAAAUUUCUUCCAUAUAUCCAAUGUAAACCUCUUUCAGUCAAUUCACUCUCUAAAGCUAAUUUUCUCUCUUUGGUUUAUCUUUUUGGUAGAUCUAGAACUUCUGAUUAGAAUUUUCAUUAUCUUAACUCUUAAGACUUAAAAUUUAACUCAGAACUUUUAAGUUAAAUCUGAUUUUUCAUUUCUGUAGUUGUGUUUGUUGCUUUGCCUUAGACUCUAUAAUUUUAAACAUUGAAUAUUAAAUUUGAAAACCUGAACUAGAUAGCCUGGCUUUUGCUUUAUUUUGCACCUUCUAACUUAUUAAUAUAUCCCUAUAUUUAUUAACAUGCAUUCAGCACUAGGUACAAAAGGAAAAAAGACAUGAUAUUUACCCUUUAGAAGCUCCUAAUCCAGUGCGGGAGGUAUACGGUAAUCAUACAGGUGUAAUAGACUAUGGUAAGAGUAAACGCAGGAUGCUCUGUGUGCACAUCAGACUGGCAUGUCACCCAGGUUUGGAGGUACAGGGCACAAUUCUUUUGAGAAAUAAUAUCUAUCGUCAAAUCCUAAAAUGACAUGGAAGAAUUCUUUUUUUUUUUUUUUUGUAUUGAAACGGAGUCUCGCUCUGUUGCCCAGGCUGGAGUGCAGGGGCAUGAUCUUGGCUCACUGCAAGCCCCACCUCCCGGGUUCAUGCCAUUCUCCUGCCUCAGCCUCCCGAGUGGCUGGGACUACAGGCGCCCGCCACCAGGCCUGGCUAACUUUUUUUGUAUUUUUAGUAGAGACGGGGUUUCACCGUGUUAGCCAGGAUGGUGUCGAUCUCCUGACUUCGCGAUCCGCCCGCCUUGGCCCCCUAAAGUGCUGGGAUUACAGGCGUGAGCCACGGCGCCCGGCCAGAAAGCUGUUUUUUCAACAUUUACCAUCACACCACUGAUGGAUUUUGCUUUUGCCCUCCCUCAGUGACAGUUCACAUUUUAACUAGGAUCGGGGCAACAGGUUUCCACCCAUUUCUCAGAGGAAGACAGCUUUUGCCUCUCACCUUCCCCUGGAGGCAGUGGGCCUUUUCCUGAGACGGUUUCUUGCCCCUCCCCCAGGAGCUUGAGGUGUUUGCUUCACAUGAAAAAAUAGUCUAGUCAGUGGGCAGUGGAUGUGCUCAUGCCCCACCUCGGAUUGGGGAAGCUGCUUGCGGGUUUUUUUGCCCCGCCUCCAAUCUUUCCUGUGCGCAUCCAGGGGGAGGAAGGCUGUGGAAAAGUGUUCAAUAAUGAGUGCAGGUUUCUCUUGCCCUCUUGUGUUUGGGGCUGUCAGGUAUUCCAGGCGGGUACACUAGCCCACACUCUAAGAACCCAUUGAAAGGUUGGCUGCUUUCCUUUUAUCUGCUUUUACAGUGGCCAUUUCCCCUUUCCAUGCUAUACCAAAGAUAAAACGGUUCAAUUGUUCUGUCUUCAGAGAGUCAUGUCACCUUUUGGGAUUUACAUCAGCUAGUUACCUUGCAACCUCAGCUCUCUGAUAGGUUCAAGAAAAAAUAUGAUUUUGAAGAUUAUCUGGCUUUUGCUCAUUGUUAGAGUGGGAGUGAUUGCAUGUGUGUGUGUGUGUGUGUAUGUGUGUGUACACACAUGCGUGCGCGCACCUGCCUACCUCCUAGUAGGAGGUAGACCCCUCAGAAGUUAGAACUGGAAGAGUCUUUCUCUUGAACCAUGUAAAAAUGUUUAGGAUUUCUUCUGAGCACUCUGAGAGGGGCCUUUGAAGGGUUUUAAACAAGGGAAAGACAUUUCUGUGAUGUUAGCGUUUUCAGUACCAUGAGGCUUUUCUCAUACUUGGUGAGCCAGAGUGGCUCCUGAUAACUUUCUGCUGAUCAUGGCCUAUCUUUAACUUUGUAGUUUGUUUCUGAUCUCUGAGUUUAUUGACAUUUUCACCAGUGAUUUUGCUUGCGUUAUCCAACUACUUCCAUUCCUAUGACAUUCCUCUGGUUUGUAUCUUUCCAUAUCUGUUUUAAGAUAUGUUAACUAACCAAGUGAGUGACUUCAAUGAAGAUUCUGCCAAUUCCUUCAUUCCUACUGUCUUAGAACCUGUGCAAGGAUUAAAUAUGAGUGUUUAUUUUGGCUGCAGUCCCUGGGCAGUGAGAGUGAGGGAAUGGAAGGUGAGGCAUGGAAGAAUGGAAAGCAACGUGUGAUAAUGUGUUACAAUACUGGUGACUGCUUCUUUUAUUUUUAUUUUAUUUUUUAUUUUUUGAGACAGGGUCUCACUCUGUCACCGAGGCUGGGGUGCAGUUGUGCAGUCAUGGUUCACUGCAGCCUCAGCCUCCUGGGUUUAAGUGAUCCUCCCACCUCAGCCUCCCCGGUAGCUGGGACCUCAGGUGCAUGCCACUGCACCCAGUUUACCAUUUUAAAUUUAAUCAUCUGGCCGAGCACAGUGGCUCAUGCCUGUAAUCUCAGCACUUUGGGAGGCCAAGGCAGGUGGAUCACCUGAGGUCAGGAGUUCAAGACCAGCCUGGCCAACAUGGUGAAACCCUGUCUCUACUAAAAAUACAAAAAAUUAGCCAGGUGGGAUGGUGGGCGCCUGUAAUCCCAGCUACUCCAGAGGCUGAGGCGGGAGAAACGCUUGAAGCCAGGAGGCAGAGGUUGCAGUGAGCCAAGAUCACGCCACUGCACCCCAGCCUGGGCAACAAGAGUGAGACUCCAUCACACACACACACAUACACACACACACACACACACACACACACAUCAUUGGAGCUGUUCUGUAGAGACAGUAGUAUUGCCUUCUGUUUCUAGAGGGGGAAAUUGAGGCUCUGAGAAGUUAUGUAACUUACUCAACAUCACAUAGCUAAUAUGUGGCAUUGUUAGUCUAGGAAUGCAGGGCUGUCUGAUGUCAGAGCCCAUGCUUUUAACUACUGUGCUGCAGUGCCUACGUGAGUUUCCCCAGCAAGCCAGCAUCUCAGAGGGGCUUGGACUACAAGCCCCCAGACUCCCAGUCUACGAAGCGCUCUGGCAGACUUUCCCAUCCCAACUUGGUAGUGACAGUGUUUGUUACAUCUAAGAGUCAAAUUCUCUCUCUACUAGGGGCCUUUCAGGCUAAUGUGUCUUAGAAAGCUUCCCAGGUUAUAGCAAGACUAAAUGAGCUUUUAAAAAGACUUUUUAAUUGCUAAUGGAGCAUAUGGUGCAUAAUGGUUAAUAAUAUGCAGUUUCCAGAGCUUUCUGCCUGGGUUCUAAUGCCAGUCCCACCACUGAACCUGCUGUUGACCUUGAGCAAGUUAUUUCACACCUCAGUGAGUCAGUGUCUUCAUUAUAGGAGAGAAAAACAGAAAAGGUCCCACCUCAUAGGGUUAUGAGACUUAAAUGAGCUUAGAGCUUGCCUGGCGUGUACAAAACAAUGUAUGUUUUUGUUAAAUAAAAUAAGUUCUUCGGUUUUAUUCUGCAAUUCACACUUAAUAGUAUAUCAUUAUUAAAUUUAAAAAAAAACAAAGGAAAAGAAAAACAUUAAAUAGCAGGUCUUCCUUUAAAACUAAAUAAGCUCUGCUGCUAGACAGGACCCCGCUUUUGUCUCAGGAAACACUAAAUUUCAGGCUGCCUUUGAGAGGUUUUGUUCCAAGGCAGACCCUUUUCACCUGACUUGGGAAGGGCAGUUCAAUUUGCCUGUCAGAGAGCCUAUGGGUCAGUUCCAGGAAGAGUCCCAGGAAUUCUGGGAAAUGGCUGGAAGACAUUGACAUGGGGUUGGAGCUGUGUGUAAGGCCCUGUAGGCAGCAGUGUUCCAAUGGUGCACUUUUGAUGUUGCACAAAGGAUUGAAAUCUAGACUCAAUCAAACAUAAUGAAUUAACUGCUUUAUGGGAUACCAUGGCUUUUUGACAUUUCUUUGGUAAUUUUGAACAAAAUAACUUCUGAGGUGAUUACAUAAGGAAAGCAAUGCCUUUAGUGCUUUUGAAAAGUGUUUUCCUUUGUUGAGCUGAAUGUGUAUAUUUAAGGGGGAAAAGCAAUUUCGUGCAUUGUUUUGGCCAUGUGUAUCAGGCAGUCUGCUGGUGGUGGGAAUUUAGCAGAUUAAAGUGAAUGUCUGGUUUUGUGAUAAUACCUUGAUGAUACAUUCUUGGUGAUAUUUUCUGGGCUUUUGUUUUCUAGAAAUUAAUUGGUUUACAAAUGGCCAUUAUCCAUAAAAUAAUUUAUUUUGUAUAUGAACAUGGGCAGAACCAUUUUCUCCCUCUUAUCUAUGGAAAAUAUUGAGCUUUAAGGAGCAGGUAUUUUAAAGCGUUUUGUAUGAAUAUAGAAAAACGGCAUUAAAGUGGCUUUUGAGUCACUCUUUUCCAGCAAAUGUAAAUUUUAAUAUUCAUAUGUUAGGCAAAUAUGUCAUUAAAAGAAAGCAGGCAUCCGUCUAGCUGAUGUAUUGCUGACUCUGCCUGCUAAGUGAAGCUCACACAGUCCUCUGCAAAUGUGGGUACAGGGGAUGGAUGGGUAUUAAGAUGCCAAACGUGCUGUUCAUGCUGAAUUGUUUUCUAACCAGCCCAUGCUACUUCUUUGCUAUUUCUUUAUCUUUUUCUUUGUCUGAUACUCCCCUCAAUUUUACAUUACUUUCCUGCUCUCUUUUCAUGGUCCUGUUGCUUUGGUUCUUCAUUUCUAGAAUACCGUCUUCAUUUCUAGAAGGAAAUCUGUGGUCAGAGUUCAUGCUUUUCUACAGUAAAAUGGUAAAUGGUGUGCCUAGGAGUAGCAUUUUAUUCAAAUUCAUACGGCUAGAUUUUAUUAUCUAAAAUCUGAGAUGUACUAAUUAGGGAACAAAGAAUUUUAAUCAAAAAUCUAGUUGUCAGAAAACUCUAGGUUUGUUAAAAUAUAUAUAUGUAAAUAUAGGUACAGAUAUAUCAUACAGACUUUGAAGUAUCUUAACAUUGAGAUUGUUUUAUACAAGUCAGAUCAGCACAUAGGAAGAGUCACAACUGUCAUCGAUCAUAAUUUAUGACCCUUUCUAGACUUUCUGAAUGUUGUUAUAGAAAGAAAUGCCUUAUAUUGAGCUUGAUUCUUUAACAUCAUAGAAAUUCAUUCAGAAAAGUUUGAUGAAUAACAGAAGAAAUCUUUAUUCACUGGCCCAAACCUUAGUUUAUACUCUGUGCUGUUAUAACAUCUAUAUGUGUGUCUAUAUUAGUACUGUCAGUUUUCUAUGGCAAAAAGAGGCUCUUUAAAGAUGGAAACUAUUAUAAUAAAACUUCGUAUUUUUACAAAAUACCUCAAAUUGGUAGCAUUCAAAAUGAAUUCAUGUUGGUUAAUAAUGAGGUGUAAAUUUUGCUGUGUAAGUGAAUAGAUCAUCAUAUUACACCAAGAGGGGAUUUUUACAUCUAUAUCAACAGUGUUUCUUGAGAUUGAGGAAUUGUGAAAAGGAUUUUAGUAGAAGGGUGGCAAUUUGCAGCAGACGUGUAUCUGUACCUCUGGUAUCACUGGUUGUAAUUGAACAAUAAAAAUGUUGCAACUGUCUGGGUAGCAAGAUGGCUAAGGUCGGCUCUUGCCUGUGAUAGUAAGAAUGGAGGAGAUUUGUUUGACGUCAUAGAUUCUGGAUUAUAAGAAGGAGACAUGUCAAGCAGUAACUACGUGGCAUGUGGCUGUGAUGCGUCUACAGCCACCCUCCUGGUGUGGCCUUCCCAAAGACAAGGAAGCGUCCCAUUCAAGUGUGUCUCAGCGCUUGCAUGACACAAUGCCUCUGGAUUUUACAUCAGUUCUGCCUUCAGGGUAAAGCCCUGAUUUUCAUAGAUAACCUAAUCUGUAGGAAAAAAGAACAUUAAAAAAAAAGAAAGUAUAGCCACAAAAGUUCUUUCCACUCACGUAUGGAUCUUUCCAGUUUUUUCAGACAUAAACCAAAUGACAGCCUCACAGUCACAGAAUCUUCCAACACUGAAAGUUAAAGCUGAUUUCUUCUUCAUGGAGAAAAGCUUACAAACCUUUUCAGACUACUUUAGUGUCAAUUCUUGGAACCACAUCUUCUUCCUGAUUUAAAUGUUUGGCUGUGUACCUCCAGCUAGAGCUAUUAGAGUUUUUGCUGAUUUGCUUGGCAUAUCUCCAGCAAAAUAGUCCAUUAAAAUUCAAAUCCUUUCCCAAUAAUUGAGACAAUCAAUUUACAUUAAACAAGGCACAAAUAUAAUUUUAUGUACAAUUUAAAUUCUAUAGAAAAUAAUCAGUAUGCAAUAAAGAGGGACACUUAUUUUCAUGCAAAGAGAUGUUUUUAUAGUCUGCAUUAAACAAAUCUUUCAUAUUUUCAAAAUAGUUCCCUCAUUAUCUUUGUGUAGAGGAGCUCUAUUGUGUUUUAUUUUGAUGUAGGAACAAGUGUGUGUCCGUGGCUGCAUGUUUGAUAAGCAGUGUAACUUUCUCUCAGUGACAUGUAAAGGGAAAGGUUUGAGAUAGAAUAAGGAAGGUAUUUGCUUGCUAUUUAACUUGGAAUAAUUCUUACAAAAAGGGCAAAGAGGAUGCAUGGAGAAUUUAUUGCCUUUGUGCCAGUAUUAGUGAAAUGGGCAUUUGUUUGUUCAUCUUCACCUUUUUAUGAUAGACCAGGUGGUUGUUGCUCUGCCAGAGGUUGUGUGUUAGAUCCUAGGCAAAUCACUCAAUGGGACUUGGGAAGGUUGCAUAGGAUGGGGGCCAUGUGCACACACAUAAUUGGGUGCCUUAGUGCUGAAGAAUUCCUGGGAAAGUUUUAAACCCCCAGCAAGUAACCUCGCAAGGCAGCUAGACUCCACCAGUGAGGCUGAAUCCUCCACAGUUCUCAUUUGUAAGCUCUUAAUGAGACUGGUAUUGUCGGUCAGGAAAUCUAGAACACUGGAGAAAUAUUAUUAGGAAGAAUAUAGUAAAAAUAAUGACAAGAUCGAAAACAAAUCCUGUCAGAGCCCAAGAAUAAAUUUGGCUUCCGCUUGCUGUGUCUGUCUGUUUCCAUAACGGUCCAGAAUAGAAACCGGAUGUUUAAAAUCUCUCUCCUUUUCACAUGCUCUCCUCCCCUCCUGUCUUCCUUCCUCUUCAGUAUUAGUAGACUUACUAUUUUUAUUAUUUUUUAUUUAUAUUCCUAGUUUUCAAUAUUUGCCAUUUGUGUGGAUAACACAUUAAUUUUUAAUGAAAUAUUUUCAGACUCUUGGAACUCUUGGAAUAGCUGAAUCAUAAAAGAAAACUUGAAAUUGAUAUAGACUCCAAGGCAGCACACAAACUGAAAAUUACACUUGUUUUUAUUCUUCCCACUGACAAAUGACAAAUGGUUAUUUGAAAGGAUCAUGUGUACUUAGAUUUAAACUUCUUAUGUUUCUAUAUGAGCCUAGUUUGUAUAAUUUCUGUGGCACAGAAGGUAAUUCAGACACCAUUUUAAUUAAUAAUUAAAAUGAAAGAAACAGCAAAACAAUAUGUUAGGUAGUGAGCUCCAAUAAUUUUCUUUUUAUCUAGAAAUACUUAUUUUUGACAAGCCACAUUGCUAGUAAAGGAAUUCAAGUGUGAUUUAGAUUAUGUCGUAGGCUUAACUUUAUUUUAGUUCUGUUGCAGCACUAAAGUUUUUUUUUUUGUUUUUGAGACAGAGUCUCGCUCUGUUGCCCAGGCUGGAGUGCAGUGGCACAAUCUCUGCUCACUGCAACCUUCACCUCCUGGGUUCAAGCGAGUCUUCUACCUCAGCCCCUUGAGUAGCUGGGACUACAGGCACAUGCUGCCACGCCCAGCUGAUUUUUUAUAUUUCAGUAGAGAUGGGGUUUCACCAUGUUGCCCAGGCUGGUCUCAGGCUGGUCUCAAACUCCAGAGCUCAGGCAGUCCGCCUGUCUCAGCCUCCCAAAAUGCUAGGAUUACAGGCGUGAGCCACCGUGCCUGGCCAGAUCUAAAGAUUUGAAAGAAAGUGGCGUUUGUUUCUUUGGGUAAUUUAUUUCCACCAAUCAAUAAUUGUUGUUAGUGAAAUUAAAGUUAAUACUGGAUAUUAUUUAAUUUUAUACUGCAUGGUAUUCUCAGAAAUGCAACUUUGUAAUCCACUUUGGAACUGUAAAUUAAUAAGAAUAGUUUCUUCUAAAAAUUUGUUUGUUGUUAUAGAUA